AUGGCGGCUACUUUCCGCCCUGUCAACACACCUAUGGCGAUAGAAGUGAAGAAAGAUGACGGGGCUGCGCGGUCGCCCACAACACCGACCCCGACGAAAGCUAGCUUCGGCCAGCGACCAUUACCUACAUCGCCGUUUCCACAAGCAGUUCAGAUUCCAGAAAGUAUCGAUGAAAGGCAGACUCCGAAACAAACACCCAAGCGAGAGAACUCUCAGCAUUCAAGAAAGUCGCGAGGAGGCUCCGAAGAUGUCGAUAUGGAUGAAAUAGAUGAAGAAACCCACGGGGACGACGGCGCCGGAUCGGAUGAUGAAAGCGUGAAUGCAGAUGGAACAAAGUCUAAUAAGAAGAAGAAAUCACAACGAUUUUACUGCACCGAGUAUCCACCUUGCAACCUGAGCUUUACGAGAAGCGAACACUUGGCUAGACAUAUUCGGAAACAUACCGGAGAACGUCCAUUUCAGUGUCAUUGUUCGAGACGAUUUUCACGGCUAGAUAACCUGCGGCAACAUGCACAGACUGUACAUGUCAACGAAGAUAUACCGAUAGAUUCUCUUGCCGCUACGGGUACAAGGUUUCAAAGACAAAUUCGGACCGAUCGAGUGCGACAACCUGGAAGAGCUCGGGCUUCUACAGCAGGGAGCAUGGGUUCCCCGCCUCGAGGCCAUGCCAAAUCUCUUUCUACUUCGAGUAUUAGUUCUGUUGGUUCAAAUUUCAGCGGUCGCGAUGAUGUGCGCCGACGGCCACCUCCUUUAGUCAUGGCGGAUCCGCGAUCUCGGCUUUCCAUUGAAACCUACCAUAAUACCGAAAGCGCAUAUGCCUACCGACCACCAUCUCCGAGCGAUUUCAGUACACCAACCUCGGCAACCUUUUCAACUGGCCAGAACAGUCCCCGAUGGGGAUCCGCCAUCGCAUCACCAAAUUCAUCUCAUCCCCGACCUCAGAGCAUGUACGCCGGCCAUAGAACACCAGGCCGUCGCCUAAGUGUGCCGUCUGGUGGUAUACCCUUUCAAUCUCCUCAUGGAGCUCCCUUGGGUCGCCCUCUAUUCGGCCCGGGCACCAUGAACACUUCCAAUCCCGGUGCUUUUUCUCCAACUGGGAGCCUGUUAGGAUCUCCUACCUCUUCCAUAUUUUCUUCGAGGCGUGAAUCUACAUCACAGACAGAGGAUUGGCGUCGCCGCACAUGGCAUCCCGACUCAACUAAUUUCAGCACCGUUAACAGCAGUAGCCGCUUAAGCAACGUCGUAACUCCAUCGCAAUUUAAUAACCCUGCCCCUGUCCCUGUCGCGCCACAGCAGAGCACGACACUGCGGCUGCCUGGGAUCGAGUCGUUCGGUCCCCUCCCUCAUCGCCCAGUAUCUCCUAUUAGGCGGAACCCCUCUCCUAUGAUUGUUGACUCCGAAGUUGCUCAUCCACCAGCCAUGCUUCCCCUAACCCAUUCCGCAGAUCCCGAAGAAAGGCGCAGUACAGUCCACUGGGAUAUGGGUUUACAUCGAGGUCUAACUCGCUUGGAUAUCACGUCCAAUGCGCCGUCCUCGGACGCGGCCGGUACUUGGGCCCGUGAAGCGAACCAAGCUGUUGAGGCUGAAGUAGACCGAAUGAGAGUAAACCCCCCGACAGUGCGGUUUAACGAACCCGUAGUGAUUGAAAGCAGACCACCAGGUGCUGCGAACUUUGCCAGGGCGUAUCACCAGCACACUAUGUCAGCACCUUCGAUCGCUACUUCAAGAGAGUCCAAACGGCGUGGUUGGUAUAACGGACCCGUAACAGUUCACGCCGAUGCCCCUCCGGAGAAGAUAGCGCGGGUAGAACGGAUGGUUCAUCCAAACAUAAACGAAUUCACAGGUUUUCCGGCGAGAGAAAAUACUACAAACUCCCAGCCCAGACAGGAAAAUGCUGGUGAACGGGAUAAUAUGCUUCGGUUACAGGCUCUAGUAGCAGUCGCGACAAGCGAAGGAAAUGCGACGACCGCAUACUAG
Messenger RNA from Daldinia childiae, 1977 nucleotides. RefSeq names its product Biofilm and cell wall regulator 1. Lineage: Eukaryota; Fungi; Ascomycota; Sordariomycetes; Xylariales; Hypoxylaceae. Gene Ontology annotation, molecular function: RNA polymerase II cis-regulatory region sequence-specific DNA binding; DNA-binding transcription factor activity, RNA polymerase II-specific. Gene Ontology annotation, biological process: regulation of transcription by RNA polymerase II. The record is from RefSeq and is a predicted model, not a curated record. Bases 1 to 1977 code for a protein of 658 amino acids. The transcript has 2 exons.